Molecule: messenger RNA, 3426 nt
Organism: Rhipicephalus sanguineus (brown dog tick)
Lineage: Eukaryota; Metazoa; Arthropoda; Arachnida; Ixodida; Ixodidae
Product: serine/threonine-protein phosphatase 1 regulatory subunit 10
Exons: 11
Coding region: 314-3100 (928 amino acids)
Cellular component (GO): nucleus
Molecular function (GO): metal ion binding
Source: RefSeq, a predicted model, not a curated record
UCCAUUCUUGCGAUCGCCGAGAGUACCUGCGCCGUUGCCUGAAAGACUGAGGACUUCGAAAAUUGACCCAGGAAGAGCUUACGGGAUUACCACGAAAAGAAAAAAAAUACUGUUCCUUUGAACGACUUGGAGACCCCGGCUCUUCUGAACUAAACACGGUCUUUUUCCUGUUCGCGGGUUGUAUAAAGGCAACGCCAGCAUUAAACAGAUCGCGUAUUCAUAAAUAUACCAUAAAUUAUAAAAGUAUGUGGACUAUGUUGCAGAACACCAGCUGAUAGACGACUAUUCGCGUUUCCUGAGAGCGAAAUCUGCGAUGGCUCCCAUUGAUCCGCUGCAGCUGCUAAAGGCACUGUCUCCUCUGUUGUCGCCGCAAGGUGGCAUCCGCAGUUCCGAUGAAGUGUCCAGGUUGUCUAGCCUUAUGAAAAAGUUUUCACGUAAGCUGGUGAGCCGGUGCAUCUACUGCAAUGUGCUGCAUGCUACCUCGCCAGACAUCUUGGAGGUGUUUCUAGAGCUGGAUGGUUGGUCUACAAUCCACAUGUGGCUGCAGGAAGCUAAGACUGCUGAGAACAUGCCAUUUCUGUGUGAGCUGCUUAAGCUUUGCCAGAUUCUUCCAAUGUCACUGGAACGACUCAAAGAAAACAGUAGUCCUAAACUUAUCAAGAGCCUGAUGAAAAGCAGUGAUGAAAAUGUGCGUUUAACAGCUGAGAAGGUUGUUAGUGGCUGGAUGAAGCUGAUCAAGGGCGAUUCCAAGGAGGCUGUCAAGCCUGCCCGGGAUGCAGAUGCCACUGUCAAGAAAAAGAAAAAGUCGUCGUCGGCAUCUUCAGACACUUCAAAGGCUGCUCCUGUGAAGAAGGAUCGUUCAAAGGGUUCCAUAGAUGAAUCUAGCAGUGAAAGUAGCACUACUACUAGUGGCAAACAUGGCCCUUCUAAGAGCUCUUCGUCUGCUGGAUCCUCUGAAAAGGAGACCACUUCAGCACUGAAGGAAGUGCCAGCAAAGAAGCCAAAAGUUGCUGAUCGUCCUAAAACAGUGAAGACCUUUCAAACACGAUUCCGAUCCACAGGCCUGGAGGAGGCACCUCUGCCACCACCUGCAAAAGCUGGCACCAAGAAAGUUAGCCGGCCAGCUGUUGACAAAAAUGCCGUUCUGUCGGCACGACAAAGGCUUGCUCCAACGGUGCAUGCUGAGCGAAGGGUGAAACCCUCAAGCCUUGUGUCCAUGGGUGGUGAUGGACGUGAAACGGCGGGCCCUGGAAUUCGGCUCAUUGCACCAAAGCCUGUUCAUGUGCUGCAUGAGGAUGGCGGGUUCAUGGAUGCCUUGACAGCAGCUCCUGCUCCGUCAACUGCAGCAGCAGUAAGACGCAAGCGCAAGCCAUCCGGAGCUGGCACAGCGGCGGGCCCUGGAGGGGCCAAGAAUGCUGCUUCCAAUUCUCCCACCAGCCCCACACCUGCUACGCCGAAGUUUCAGUUCUACAAGGACACACUGGAGACAGCAGAAGCUGCAGGGGAAGCGGACAGUGACAAGACAAAAGAAACUGCAAAGACUGAAGAGGAGGAUGAGGAUGAUGACAUUGGAAAGAGAGUGAAGCGGAGGAAAAGGGGACAGGCUGCAGCAGUUGAAGGUAAAUCUGAUAAAGAAGGUACUGAAUCCCCUGAGGGUGAGGAUUCACCACCAACCCCAACAGCUACAGCUGAGGAAGAAGGAACUACAGGAGAAGGUCAGGAAGUCAGCAAGGCUUCUUCCGAAGGAGACUGCAAAGAAGAAACGGCCAACAAGGAAAAUGAAAGUGAAGAGAAGAGCGGUGAGGUUGAUGCUUCAUCAUCAUCAGACAGGCCAACUUCAAUACUUUCAAUGACAAGGAAAAAGACCAAGAAGUCUGUGCGCUGGGUGGAGGAAAGCAAGCUGAAGCAGUUCCACUACUUUGAGCUGGAUGAGACUGAGAGAGUGAAUGUUAACAACCUACACAACUUUGGUGACAUGAAGACCCUGGAAAUGAAGCGUGAGAGGCAAGCGGUCGAGACAGCUCGUAGGCUGAUGGGUGACCGUAUGGAGGAGGCCAUCCCAUUUCGACCACCUCGGCGAUUGACGCUGCCAGAACCUCUUGCUGAACCGGGUGCCAAUAGCCAGGAAAAGGAAACUCAGAAGCUUCGGCAGCAAAAGACAUUGCAGGAGAUCUAUUUCUCUAAAGAAAUGAUUCCAGACUCUGCAUAUGAACCUGACCCUGAACAGCUGUCUUCGCAAGAGCCUAAACUCAUCCCACUGGAAGAUGAAAACAGCCCGGGAGGCACAUUGGACUACUCACAUAUGGAGCUUCCCAAAAGCAGCAGCCUGCCACCUAUCUUGUCAAAUCUGGUGCUAUCCAUAGCAUCCAAGGGGCAGCCGGCUCAAGGGAAUCCUUCUUUGCACCAGGGUGUGCAGCAACCACAGCAGCAACUUCAGGGUGGCCUCUUACAAGGCCAAUUCCAGGGUAGUGGUCCCAUGCAGCAACAGCAGCAGCAAGGAGCCCUCCUCCAAAAUUUGGCUGGCCUGCAUCAUGGAAGUGGCCAGAUCGCUGCCGACAUUCAGCAGCAACAGCAGACGUUGGCCAUGAUGGGUGUAAUUGGCCCAGAUGGAGGGCAGGCUGGGAUGCACCUCGGAAACAUGAGCAUGGGAGGAGAUCCCAAUGGGCCACCUUUCAUGCAUGGAAACUCCAUGCAGAACCAAGGCAUUGGCAUGAUGGGUCCCCCAAUGGGCAUUGGUGGAGCUGGAGGUUUCCCCAUGGGAGCUGGUGGUCCAAUGCACCCCCACAGUGCAGGGGCUAAUGCUGGGGACUGGGGCAUGAUGCACCCUGGCAUGCCUCAGGAUGGGGCAGACUACUACAGCCGGGGACACCAUCCAGGCAUGGGUGGUCCACACAUGGGCAUGGCAGGACCACCAAUGGGAGCCGGUGGCGUAGGAGGCAUGAUGGACAUGCCUCGUGGAGGACCACCUCACGGAAGAAACUCUCGCAUGAGAAACCAUACACCCCGUGUACCCUGCAAGUACUACAUGACCUCACAGUGCCGGUUUGGUGCCAGCUGUUCAUUUUUGCAUCCUGGUGUGAAUGGACCACCUCUGCAGUGAUUGAAAAACUUGUUCACUGAAGUGUGUCAUUGUGUAAAACUCAGUGUAAAUAGACACCUGUAUUAUGUGUAAAUAUGUCCACAAACAAUGCUUAAUGUCCAGAAAUGGUGAUGCUUAUUUAUUUUCAAUUUCAUCAUUUUCCUUGAAUGGUGCAUCCAUUCCAAGUAAAUGAAGUUGCGGAAACUGUAAAUCAUGGCUGUAAAUAAUAGCUUAUAUUUUGCUUAUACAUUUUCAUUGUGCUGCAAAUUUAUCGUGCAUUAUAUAUACUCAUGUGUACAUACUUGUAAAUAUGUACAAAGAAAAUCAUAUGUAAAUAGUGCAAGCUU